Molecule: messenger RNA, 2714 nt
Organism: Quercus robur (English oak)
Lineage: Eukaryota; Viridiplantae; Streptophyta; Magnoliopsida; Fagales; Fagaceae
Product: potassium transporter 2
Exons: 9
Coding region: 204-2576 (790 amino acids)
Biological process (GO): potassium ion transmembrane transport
Cellular component (GO): plasma membrane
Molecular function (GO): potassium ion transmembrane transporter activity
Source: RefSeq, a predicted model, not a curated record
GAAUGUGUCAUUCUAUCUCCUUUUUGCACAUUUAAAGUGGAGAGCUUUAUGAGUGUCAUUGGAAGUGUCAUCUUGAAAUUCCUCAAUUUUGUUUUCUAGAAAAAAAGUUGAUUCUAUUUGAGAGUGCCAUUUCAGCUUCUAUUUUUUAAGUGCAGAUCUGCAGGUGACUUUGCUCAACAUCAUAACUUGAGGGGUGAAAAAAAAUGGAUCUUGAUUAUAGCAAGUGUUGGAAAACUCCAAAGAAGGAGUCUUGGAAGACAGCCCUCCUCUUAUCCUACCAAAGCCUUGGUGUGGUAUAUGGGGACCUGAGCAUUUCCCCAUUAUAUGUCUACAAAAGCACAUUUGCAGAAGAUAUUCAACAUUCAGAUUCCAAUGAAGAGAUUUUUGGCGUUCUUUCUUUUGUCUUUUGGACUCUCACUCUAAUCCCUCUAUUCAAGUAUGUCUUUAUAGUACUUCGAGCUGAUGACAAUGGAGAGGGUGGUACUUUUGCCCUUUAUUCAUUGAUAUGUAGGCACGCCAGAGUGAGCCUUCUACCCAAUAGACAGGUUGCAGAUGAAGCACUCUCUACAUAUAAACUGGAACAGCCUCCAGAGAAGAAAAACAGUUCAAGGGUGAAAUUUGUGCUUGAGAAGUACAAAUGGUUGCACACUGCUUUGCUAAUCUUGGUUCUUGUUGGGACUUGUAUGGUAAUUGGAGAUGGAGUGCUCACUCCAGCCAUUUCAGUUUUCUCUGCGGUUUCUGGCCUUGAGCUAUCCAUGUCCAAGGAACACCACCAGUAUGCGGUGGUUCCAAUUACUUGCUUCAUACUAUUGUGUCUAUUUGCGCUUCAACACUACGGCACACAUCGUGUUGGGUUUUUCUUUGCACCAAUUGUGUUGACAUGGCUACUAUGCAUCAGUGCCCUUGGCUUAUACAAUAUAAUUCACUGGAAUCCGCAUAUCUACAAAGCUCUUUCCCCAUAUUACAUGUUCAUAUUCUUGAAGAAGACAAGGAUAAGUGGAUGGAUGUCUUUGGGUGGAACAUUGUUGUGCAUCACAGGUUCAGAGGCAAUGUUUGCUGAUCUUGGCCAUUUCUCAUACACUGCAAUUCAGAUUGCUUUUACCUUUCUGGUUUAUCCAGCACUUAUAUUGGCUUAUAUGGGUCAAGCUGCUUACUUGUCACAGCAUCACCACUCCAGCCACGUCAUCAGUUUUUAUGUCUCAGUUCCUGCACCCGUGAGGUGGCCGGUGCUUGUAGUUGCCAUUCUUGCUUCUGUUGUUGGAAGCCAGGCAAUCAUAAGUGGAACAUUCUCUAUCAUAAACCAAAGCCAAUCACUUGGUUGCUUCCCAAGAGUCAAGGUCAUUCACACCUCUGACAAGAUACAUGGCCAGAUUUAUAUCCCUGAGAUCAACUGGAUGCUCAUGAUCCUCUGCAUUGCUGUGACCAUAGGAUUCAGAGACACAAAACACAUGGGGAAUGCAUCUGGGUUAGCAGUGAUGACUGUGAUGUUAGUGACUACAUGCCUCACAUCCUUGGUUAUCAUCAUUUGUUGGCAAAAGCCCCCUAUUAUAGCUAUCACCUUCCUGCUCUUUUUUGGCUCUAUUGAAUUACUCUACUUCUCAGCUUCGCUCACCAAGUUCAAAGAGGGUGCCUGGCUUCCCAUCCUUCUAGCCCUGAUCCUCAUGACUGUCAUGUUUGUUUGGCACUAUGCAACCAUCAAGAAAUAUGAAUACGACCUUCACAACAAGGUUUCAUUAGAGUGGCUUUUAGCCUUAGGACCAAGCUUAGGAAUUGCUCGGGUUCCAGGAAUUGGUCUAGUAUUCAGUGAUCUCACCUCUGGUAUUCCAGCUAACUUCUCACGCUUUGUGACUAAUCUCCCUGCCUUCCACCGUAUACUCAUCUUUGUGUGUGUAAAAUCAGUUCCUGUCCCACAUGUGCCCCCUGCUGAGCGGUAUCUUGUUGGCCGUGUUGGUCCUACGGCUCAUAGGUCCUAUAGGUGUAUUGUCCGGUAUGGAUAUCGUGAUGUUCAUCAGGAUGUCCAUUCCUUUGAAACUGAGCUAGUUGAAAGACUAGCGGAUUUCAUUCGCUAUGAUUGGCAUCAAACAAAUUGGACUAAUUCUUGCAAUGGGGAUGAUGCAUCAAGAUCAAAUGAAUCAUCCAGUGAGAGUAAAUUAGCUGUGAUUGGAACAGUGGCAUUCUCUGGGCCACCAGCUUAUGAGAUUGAGGAGAAUGUGCAGCCAGAAAGUGUAUCCAUUGAGUUCCCAACUGUAGAAAGUGUUAGAGAUGUUAUUGAGAUGGAACCAGUAGGUAAAAGAGUGAGGUUUGCCAUUGACGACGAGUCUGAAACUGAUGUGCAAACUGAAGUGGAAGCACAAUUGCAAGAAGAGCUUGCAUAUCUCUAUGCCGCUCAACAAGCAGGUACUGCAUUCAUAUUGGGGCAUUCCCAUGUCCGAGCAAAGCAAGGUUCUUCUCUCUUCAAGAGACUGGCCAUUGACUUUGGAUAUAAUUUCUUGAGGAGGAAUUGUAGAGGGCCAGAUGUGGCACUCAAGGUGCCAACAGUGUCUCUUCUUGAGGUUGGCAUGGUUUAUGUAGUGUAGGCCUCAUAUGUAGCUAGCUUUCUUUUGUUUGCCAAUGUCACAUACAGAUAAACCUGGAAGAGGUGUGAAUGUAAGGUAAUACAGUGAUUGUGCGGAUUAAUGAGGAUUUUAGAAAUAUUAACUCUACUUUCAUAGCUA